Molecule: messenger RNA, 1002 nt
Organism: Adineta steineri
Lineage: Eukaryota; Metazoa; Rotifera; Eurotatoria; Adinetida; Adinetidae
Source: the annotation of a GenBank genome assembly
AUGUCAUUCAGUUGGUCAACACCCUCGAUUCCAUCAUAUCCUGGUAUUAAACCAGUAGCAACUAACAGUUUCGCUGAUGCACUUAAACGAUUAGCAGAACAUGUGGAAGAAAAAAAUAAAAUUAAUGCAAAUAAUAGUGGAACAUCUAGUCUUGUACAAUUAUCAACAGAUUUUCCUAAUCGAAUGCAUCCAUCUCAUGUAAAUAAUCCCAUGUCACCUGAACAAGCAUUACGAUUGUAUACACAAUAUAUUCAUGAGACUGAACGAAGAGAAGAUAUACGACGAUCUUAUCUUCGAACUUACAGUGGAUCUGAUGGUUCAAAUAUAAAUUCAUCUAUAUUGAAUCGACGACUUGAUGUCAAUGAUCCUUAUCGUUUUAUGGCACCUCGUUUAUCUGGUCCUUUUCAUCCUUCUUCAUAUUUUCCAUCACUUACACAACAAACAAGAAUGCCACCACCACCACCAUCAACAUUUUUAUUUUCGAAUAUUAAAACAACUGAUACAUUAUCACGUACUCCAACACAGGAAAAUACGGAUAAAAAAUCUGAACAAUCAUUGGGAUCAUCUAAACCAAAAUUAAAACUAUUCCGUCCUUAUGAUCUUGAUAGUCCAAAUUCAAAUUCUCAUCAAACACCACCAUCUUCACCAAGUAUAACUAAAAAAUCGACUCCUUCUCCAACAAUUUUAUCAAAUCCUGAUGAAUCACAAACAACAACAACAUCAUUUGGCAAAGAAAAACAACUAUUUAAUUCAUUAGGUCUUGUUCAACAAUCAACUGAUCUUAUAUCAGAAACAUCAUCAUCAACAACAAGCGAAGAAUCAUCAUCAAUAGAAACAGUUUCAUCACAACAAGAUAAUCAUUCAGAUAAAUCUCAUUCUAAUAUAAAAGAUUCUUCAUUAUCAGUUACAUUUAAACGUAAAUCAACUUUUUCAUCCAAUACAAAGCAAUCAUCAAAUCGAAAACAAUCGAAAAUUGAUCCAAUACAAAAUACAUCCGAAUGA